Molecule: messenger RNA, 759 nt
Organism: Ochlerotatus camptorhynchus
Lineage: Eukaryota; Metazoa; Arthropoda; Insecta; Diptera; Culicidae
Exons: 2
Coding region: 74-619 (181 amino acids)
Source: RefSeq, a predicted model, not a curated record
GAUAAGACGCCUUAAGUUUGAUUCCGCCAGAGACAGUCUAAAAAAUUCGAAAGUUUUUAAAUAAUUGCAGAAAAUGUCGGAAAUUGAGGUUUUCAACGAUUCUAUCCAGUUUGUGUGCGAUUUGUGCUCGCUGAGGUAUUCUACGUUUGAGAUCUUGAUGACUCACAAUCGGAUCAAACACUACCACUCGAUACGGUUUCGGUGCGGGUUGUGCAACGAGGCUUUCAUGAACGAGGAUGACCUGCACUGCCAUUUUAUCCUGACGCAUCGGGUGGACCCAUACGACCUGGAAUGCAAUCAGAUGAUUCAAAACAAGAAGGCUCUACAGGAAAUGGUGUUAUCGGACGACGAACGGAAAAGAAUUAUGUCCCGCUGUGAUACUCAAGAUGCAUUCGGUGAUGAUGGUGAUGACGAUGAUGACGAUGAGGGUGGACUGACGUUUGGCCAUCCGUGUAGUCACGACUCGGAUUAUGAUGAUGAUGAUGAACUGGAACUUAACUACAAUGAACUGUUCAAGAAGCGGAAACAGAGCGCUAUGACUCAAGAAGAGAUCAUGGAACUGGCAGAUGUGUUUAAAAAACCGUCCGAGGCCAUUUGUAUCUCCAAAUUGCAUUUCUAGACCAGUGCUGGUGGACCACACAGAGGAAGAUGGAUAUCAUGAAAAAAGGUGUUAAUUUUUCGAUCUGUUUCGAUUCGCAGUUUUUGCAACAUGUGUGCAUGCAUACCGCUCUACUUCCCCUCAGUGUGCUAUGAUAGGUA